UGAUCCUGCAAGAACUGCAACACAAGAUCCAACAUGAUACCUUCAGUUACACUCAACAAUGGAGCAAAGAUGCCCAUUGUGGGUCUCGGAACAUGGAGGGGUAAGCUAAGUCUUAUUAUCAGAGAUAAGAACAUUUCAACUUCAUGUUUUGACUUUCACUUUUCACCUCACUUUGUAUUUUAUGUUUUGCCACUGCAGUCAGGGGAUGAGUUGUUUCCACUUGAUGAGCAUAGCCAGCUCAUUUCUGAUGGCAGCAACUUCUUGGACACUUGGGAGGCCAUGGAAAAGCUGGUGGAUGCUGGGUUGGUCAAGGCUAUCGGCAUCUCCAACUUCAAAAAAUUCCAGAUUGAAGCCCUACUCAACAAGCCAGGCCUCAGGUACAAGCCUGCCACCAACCAGAUUGAGUGCCACCCGUACCUGACCCAGGAGAAGCUGAUCAACUACUGCCACUCAAAGGGCAUCUCAGUGACAGCUUACAGCCCCCUGGGCUCUCCUGACAGACCCUGGGCUUCAUCUGAUGAUCCCUCUCUGCUGGAGGAACCUAGGAUCAAGGCUAUUGCUAACAAGUACAACAAGACUCCAGCGCAGGUAACAAAGAAAAGACCUCUUUCCCUUCCUUUUUCUUGGAAAAAUAAGGCCAACAUUUGUAUUAUUACCUCCACCAAGGAGGUUGUGUUUUCGGUUCAGAUUGUCCGUUUGUUUGGUUGGUUGGCAGCAGGAUUACAGAAAAACCUGUUCUUUUUCUUUCAGUUGUUUGACUUUGAGUUGAGUGAAGACGACAUGAAGACCAUGCUAAGCUUCACCGAGAAGAGAGCAUUCAAACUACAAUGGGCCUCAUCACACAAAGACUACCCCCUGAAUGCAGAAUACUAGCUCAUCACACAACAUGCUGCACCGUUUCUGCCUUGCUUCAACUAUUAAGCCUUCUUUAUAUUCAGAAUCUACACACUGUUAUCAAACUACUACCCGGUUAAUGUAAGAGCCUAACUUUUUAUGUUUAGCUUCUACUGAACCAUUUUUGUAUAAUUCUCGCUAUUGAAACAAUUAACUCAAUGAAUGUACUGAACACGUAGGUUGCGUGAAUAAACAUCUUUUUUUUACAUCCUGUUUUUUUAGGAUGUAGUAAUUAUUUCACAGUUACCUUAUACAUAAAUUGAUAUGUGGCCAAAUUAACAGUACCUAUUCCCACAGAAAUAUGAAGCUUUUUUUUUAACUGGUCAUCAGAUGCAAAUAUUUACAUGUUGAUGCACCAAACCAAAAUCUUCUAGCAGGUGCCAAUUGAAAAAUAAGAGGGGAACGGACUGGAAUUGAGAAAAAAAAGAUAACUUUAUAUUUAUGAGAAUAGUUGUUCUGCUUUUAGGCAGGCUGAGCAAAUGUUUUUAAUUUGUUUUUAAUGUGUAUUGUGUAUGUGAAAUACUCUGAAUUGCUAUUCUGUAUUAAAUUUGUGUUAGAAUUACACUUGUUUGCCUGUCACGUGAAUCUCAUUCUUUUUCUGACAACCAAAACAGUACACCACACGUUUGUGAUCGUGGUAACUAUUUGACUUGCUACAAUAUUGACAUUGCGGCUAAA
Molecule: messenger RNA, 1572 nt
Organism: Sander lucioperca (pikeperch)
Lineage: Eukaryota; Metazoa; Chordata; Actinopteri; Perciformes; Percidae
Product: aldo-keto reductase family 1 member B1-like
Exons: 7
Coding region: 34-873 (279 amino acids)
Cellular component (GO): cytosol
Molecular function (GO): aldose reductase (NADPH) activity
Source: RefSeq, a predicted model, not a curated record